Morus notabilis is the source of this 2194-nucleotide messenger RNA. Its product is annotated as protein IQ-DOMAIN 1. NCBI's taxonomy places the organism in Eukaryota, Viridiplantae, Streptophyta, Magnoliopsida, Rosales, Moraceae. Gene Ontology annotation, molecular function: protein binding. The record is from RefSeq and is a predicted model, not a curated record. Bases 332 to 1642 code for a protein of 436 amino acids. The transcript has 8 exons.
GUCCCUCCUCCCCUUUCAGCUUUCCCACUUUAUCAUCAAAGAAGCUCAACACACGAAUUGCACAAUCACCCAGUAGAUAGACAGAAAAAAGGAGGCUUGGAUUGGAUCAAAACUUCUGAUCUUGAAAGUUGAAUUUGGUCAAGAGAAAAAAAAAGUUUGAGAAUUUGACUGAUGGACAAAUCAACGGCUCAAAAAGUGUGUUAUAUAUAAGGAGGUUGCCUGAAAUCUUGGACUGAAUUGAUCAAUUGAUUACUUUAUUGUCACCGAGACCCCUAUUUUGGAUGUCAAUAGAUAAAGGUCUGCGUUGGAUUGAGCUAAAGUAACUGCCAUUAUGGGUGUCUCAGGGAGAUGGAUUAGAGCUUUGGUUGGUUUAAAGAAAUCGGAAAAAUCGCCGUCUUCUGAAAAGGAUGAAAAUAGAGCUACUAGCAAGUCGCGCCACCGGAGAAAACAUUCUGCUGAAUUUGAAUGUGAUAAACUUCAGUAUGAUAUUGAUCCAAAUGAUACUUCAACAUCUAGAGAUACUAGUACUCCUCAUUUAAACCAAGAAUCAGCUGAUUCUCCUUCUAGUUCACUUCAAGUACACGAGGCAGUACAGAGUCAGCAGAGUGAUAGGGAAGAAUGGGCUGCAAUACGUAUUCAAACAGCCUUUCGCGGCUUUCUGGCGAGAAGAGCCCUACGAGCUCUCAAAGGGUUGGUAAGACUUCAAGCCCUUGUUAGAGGUCAUGCAGUGAGAAAACAAGCUGCCAUAACUCUUCGCUGUAUGCAAGCUUUAGUAAGAGUCCAAGCUCGUGUGCGAGCGAGGCGUGUUCGUAUGGCAUUGGAAAAUCAGGCGGCAGAACAGACACUUCAGCAACAACUUGCAAAUGAGGCACGUGUCCGCGAAGUAGAAGAAGGUUGGUGUGACAGCGUAGGAUCUGUUAAAGAAAUUCAGGCCAAGUUGUUAAAGAGACAGGAGGCAGCAGCAAAGCGUGAAAGAGCUAUGGCAUAUGCUUUAGCUCAUCAGUGGCAAGCAGGAUCCAGGCAACAGGCUGCUCCUCCAGGAUUUGAACCAGAUAAGAGCAGCUGGGGUUGGAACUGGUUGGAAAGAUGGAUGGCCGUCCGCCCUUGGGAGAAUCGCUUUUUAGACAUUAAUCUUAAAGAUGGAUUUAAGGUGCGAGAUAAUGGGUCAGCUGAGAGUAAAAAUGUCACAAAACCCCAGUUAAAAUCUGUUGGGAAGAAACCGAUUACAUCAAAUGUUCAGUCAAAAUUUUCAAGCCAGAAAACUGGUCCUUCUUAUUCCGAUUGCGGCAGUUCUUCACCUAGCAAGUCAGUACUAGAGGCAUCCAGCACACAACUUUCUAAGGCAAAGUCGAAGCCAUAUGUGGAAGAUCAAACUCAAGAAGGCAACUCAAAACCUUCUGUUACUUCAAGAUCUCAUAGCAAUCCAAAAGAGAGAUCCACGCAAACUGAUAAACAGGCAAAGAAGCGGUUGUCUCUACCCAAUAGCGGAGUAGGUUCUGGUGUUCAAGCAGCCAGACAAGUCUAUAGAAGUGCUGCUAAAGGCACACCCAAUUCCCAGAAGCCCGUUAAGGAAAGAUCUAAACCUAAUGGAAGAGAGGAUUCAAAUCCCGCAAAGUCUAUCUUGGACGCGAAGGACCCGUAGCGCUUUAAAAAUCGCUGGUAAAGUAAUUUUCUUAGGCUAUUCUUCAUUGAGCUCUGCUGUUUGAGGCUGUACAUAUUGAGCCAAUCGGUGAAUGGAAUUCAACCACAUUGCAUUUAUUAGUGUACAAACAUAUGAAGUGGUUAAGCCGGGUGUCCAGGGGAUUAUGCUUGCAACCGGGAACGAGAAUAGCCGGAUUAGUGUGUGAUAAUUUGUCCUAUUUGUUGUUGUGAAUUAUACGUGAUUAUGCUGUUUCUUUUUUUUAUAAAUGUACAAAUUCCAGAGCUGUUGACCUUCAUAUUAUUUUCAUUGUUUUGUCCUCCUUUUCUUGUAAUUUUUGUGUAUGGUGGUACUCUUGAUCCGUUACAUAGAAAGGAUUAGGAUUGGGGUUAAAGCCAUGAUAUGAGAUCUACGAUUGCAGCUGCAGGUGUUGAGUGAACUCAAAUUUAUGUAAACGUUUUCAUGCAUUUCUUGGACAUGAAGAAAUUAUUAUCAUCAGUAGUAUUUCCUUAUAAAUAUACUAUAAGAUGCGCCCCAAAUGGUGACUACGCAUAG